UCCUCGUGGUAAUGAGUAGGUAUAAUAAUAUAUUGUCAGUUUAUUCAUAACAGAACAAAUUGUUCAUGGGUUUAUUGGAAUUUGGAAAUAAUUUACAAUUUUUUUGUUUUCUUACAAUUAGUUCACAUAAAAUAUGUUUAUACUACUGUGUUAUAAUUGGUUUUGAAGUAUAAUUUGUGUAUUUAAUCCGUAAAAAUGGCAAACAAAUCACACCGUCAUAAGGAAAAGAAUACGUUUAGAUUUCAACCAUUUAGUGAAAGAAUAGCGGAAAUCGAUAUUGAUGUUUUUCAUCGAGUAGGACAUAGUAAUGAAGAGAUUGAUGACUCUCAAAAAACUGUACUAUAUCAAACUAUUGAGCGAUGGAACGACUUGAAUAGAUCAGAAAAUUAUGAUCAGAUUUGCAACGAUUUGAAACCAUUGCAAUUAGAAAGUCUGCCUCAGUUAUUGGCUAGAAAAUCAGAAAUUGCACAAGUGUUAUUCAAAUAUUUAGAUGAACCAAAUUCACUAUCAAUUCAAGCUCUUUUAGAGUUUGUUGUAGCAUUUGCUAAAGACUUACAACAGGAGUUUUAUGAAUAUUUUCCGGAGUUCUUAAAGUUUUGUAUAAAACUUUUGAAAACAAAAGAUGCUGAACAAAUAGAGUGGUCAUUUACUUGUCUUGCUUAUUUAUUCAAAUUCUUAUGGCGUUUGGUUGUACGAGAUGUAAAACCUAUAUUUGAGUAUAUAGUUCCUUUGUUAGGAGAUGAUCAGCCUUCCUACGUUAAUGAUUUUGCUGCAGAAUGUUUUUCUUUCGUAGCUAGAAAAGUAAAAGACAAGAAGAAUUUUUUAAAAAUUGUAUUAAAAAACCUAAAACAUAGACGUGAUAGCGUUUAUGGAUGUUCUAAAUUAAUCUUUGAGACAAUUAAGGGAAUGGCCGGUGGCUUACACACUUGUGCUGAUCACUUUUUACCAAUUUAUAUUAAUUCUCUUGCUGACCCGGAUAUUUCGUAUAAAUUACUCUAUGACGUAUUAGACAUGUUGUUUGAUAACAUUUUUGAACAUAUAGAUCCAAAAAAGAGUACUCUCAUAUGGACUGUUCUUAAGACUGCGGCUACGGAUUUUAUGAAAAACUAUGACAAUGAUCCAAAUGAACGAACAUGUGAAAAUUUGAAUCAACUUUUACUUUUAUGCCAUCGAUUUCUGUCUCACAAAUAUGGUGCAUGUGUUAAUAAUUUACCAGAAUUAUUUGAAUGGCUAUGUGGGUAUUUAGAUCAUGAGCCUCAGUUAGCUCAAGAUCAUUUAUGUACCUUAGCAUCAAUUGUCAGCACGGUUUGCUUGUAUAGAACUGGUUUACCAUCGUAUCAAUGUUAUAGUUUAAUAGAAAAGGUUAUGUCGAUAAAACAUACUGAUGUAUUGGUAUCAUUUGUUGAACAAAUGAAAAAUUACAUUAAUUUUGAACUGUCCAUUAUGCAAAAGUUGUUGUGCCACGUUGGUACACUUAUAAACACAAAUCAAGAAAUUCCAAAAAGCAUAAUUAUUUGUUUGUCGAGUUAUUUGAACAAUAAUUCUCCAUUAAGCUCUUACGGAUAUAAAAAAUGGAGAGCAAUUUAUAAAAACUCACUUUAUGGAAAGCAUAACGAGAGCCAAAUUAUUGGAGAUUAUACUAUAAAGUGUUUGGAGCAUUUUAAUAAUGAAAAUUUCAAUGGCGAAGAUAUCACUUGUCUAUUGAUUUUACUUCAACAUUUUUGUCAUUGUGAAAUUGAAGCUACAGCAGUUUUAAAAAAAUUGUUUAAUAUAGUAGUUAAAAAUUUAAACCAAGGAGAUAUUGCAAAUUUGUUUUGUUUCCUGAACAUUAUUGAGACUAUAAUGAGACUUGACGAAGAUCCGGAUUGCUGGUUCUCUUUACCAGAACUAAUACCUCAGCUGCAAUCUCUUUUAGAUUAUAAAUAUGGAUGUUGUUCAUUAGUACUGCGUAUUAUUCAAUUACUGAUUACCAAUUUAAAAGUUAACACCAGUGAUGUGUAUGUACACAAUUUAGAAAAAAAACUUAUUGACUUACUAUCAUCUCCAUACCAUCAAGUCCGUUAUACAAGUUGUAAAAUACUUGUGGCUAUCAAUUCGUUGACUGACCUCACCGAGAGAAAUAAUUUGUUCAAGUUACUAGAAUCCGUAGAAAAAGUUCCCGCCUCAUUGAAUGAAUAUCGUGAACGCCUUUUACGUGUACAGCAUUUAGAUAGCAACGAGACAUUUGAAAAUACUUAUAAAUCAGUAGAAGAUGCAAUGGAAAUUGCUGUAAAGUUUCUGUUAGGAAAUUUGCAUCUGAACUUUAAACCUAUGUGGGUUCCGGUCGCUAAAUUAAUAGUAUCGCAUGCCAGAACAUCAAAAAAGUUCUGGCCAAUAUAUGAAGAACACUUAAAAUUGACACUAAAGCCUGAAAAUUACAUAUUAAAAAAUGUAACAUUAAAAGAAGAAUUUAAAAUUGAUUUUGUGGCUGAGCGCUUAAAAAAAUUAAACAAUACAUCUGAGAGGGUCGAUAUCAAUAACUAUAGAAUAUUAUUAUGGAAUACCAUGUGUGAUUUUGGAGAUCUUAUUCAACAGAAAAACAAAGACGUGGUGGAACAUUUUCUCGCUUUUAUCAGAUCAGAGUACAUGUGCAGUAAUUCAGAAUUAGCUAACAGUUGGAAUAUUAAACAAAAUUCCACUGAAAAAAAUGAUGAAAUUGACUGUGAAGAAAGUGUAACAGAACAUAAUUCUGACGAACAUUCAACUUCUAAAAAAUCUCUUACAAAAUUAUUGUUGGCCUAUUUGAAGUUGAUGUCGACCAUACGUAGUCCUAAGAGUUUAUUCAAAGAAUCGGAAAUAUAUGAUGUAUACUUAAGUCUUUUAGCAAAUAAAAAUGCAGAAAUACAGAAAGCGUCUUUUGACUGUCUAUUAAUGUAUAAACAGAAGCACAUCGUACCUUACAAAGAAAACAUUUAUAAGCUUAUCAAUGAAAAAUCUUUCAAGUCCGAGUUGGUAAUGUUCAAAGUGGACUCUGAAAGUGAUGUGAUACUUGCCGAGCAUCGACCACUUCUAUUACCUCUUAUAAUGAGGUUGGUUUAUGGCAAAUUAUUAGGUGGAGGUGGUGCUAAAUCUGGUAGUAAAUGUUCUGGACAAAAUCGUCGAACUGCCAUUAUGCGUUUUCUUGUUGGUUGCGAAGAAUCCGAACUUGUUGUCUUUAUGCAAAUGGUUUUCAGAGUUCUCCAUUGUCAAAUUGAAUAUUCAGAUUGCCCAGUAGAAAUGACUCGUCAUAUAGUAGAAACCAUUGAUUUAGGAAAUGUGUUGCCUCCUAGACGACUUCUUUCUUCGGUCAACAUGUGUGCUGUAAUAUUGAAACAAUGUGGAGCUUUAACUGGUACAAGCGGUCUUUAUUAUAUGCUCAAAGUUUUGCUAUGUGUUGGCGCGAACAUUAAAGCUAUUUUAUCAAACCGUUUGGAUGUACAUGUUGGCUAUUUAAGUACAAUAUCCAAAGUACGAGUGACUACUAUUGAAACAUUAUCAACGUUUUUUGAACAAUUUGAAAACUUUUCCUGGAACAGAAACUUUUUAAAUUCUAUCUUUGAUGUUUUCGUGGAACCAUCAUUAGUAAAAAUGCCAGUUGAAUGUGCUCAACAUCCAACUCCUUUGAUGAAGCUUAUGAUAAUUUGGAGUAAAAUUCCUAGAUAUUAUUGUUUAUUGGGAUACAAUGUCAAUAAUGUUACGCCAAUAGAAAUUUUAAUUCAACUACUAACAUCGGAUAAAGUUCACAUGAGUGUGAAGAAAAUUGUUCUCGAUAUUAUAGAUAGAUUGUUAACUUAUGAUGGAACAAUAGAUGACACUAUGGAAACUGAUAUUCCUCCACUUGAUGUGCCGAUUCCGUUGGUACCUUCAGAAUUCAGUGAUGAGUUAAAUAUUGGAUCAAAAUUGUUGUAUCCAUAUCUGCCUAUAGUUCUUAAAUAUCUAUACAAUGAUCUAUCCAAUAAACGAGGUGUGGGCUUGGCGUCAGUAGAAAUGUCCAUAAUGACUAAAGCCUCUGAACUCGUGCGAGAUGAACAAUCCAGUUCAAACCUUUUAUCUUUAUUAUUUCCUGUAUUAUUGAAGAAAGCUACUGGAGACGAUUCAGCAAUUGCUCCGUUGUUCGCUACUGUUAAUUCUUUGGUCUCAAAUGUGAAAGAUGUUGGAACAUUACCACGACAAUUAGCCACACUUUAUGGUAGCGUUGUAGGUCAAUACAGUAGAAAUAUGCUACUUGAGUUCACUAAGACAAUUGCACAAAAGAGCCAACAUAGUCGCAUACACUGUGAUAUACUCAACGAUUUGAAUGCUUGGGAUAAAAGGCAUUUAGAUCAACCCGAUUAUGAUCGUAGGAUGAACGCAUUGAAAAAAGUUAAAUCCUUGAUAGAAGACGAUGAAAUAUCUGUAGAGUUUGGCGCUUUCAUAAUCUACAACUGUUUUUAUAUUUUUAAUAAUGUGAAUGAUAUUGGACUCCGUGACUCUGCAGGUACAUGUUUGAGAGAUAUUAGUUGUCACUUGUGUUUAAAAUAUGCAAAGCAGUCUUCCGAACGAACGUUUAUUUUGGAUUCUGUACUAUUGCCAUUACUACGCAAUGGAAUACAAGGACAUAAGGAGUUGGUUCAGUAUGAAUCAAUUUCACUUUUGGGUCAUCUGUCGAGAAAAUGUGCUCACGUUCAUUUUGUGUUCAACGAUUUACAACCUCUGUCCAAUGAAACUGAUUUGGAAGGUGAUUUCUUUGAGAAUAUCCAGCAUAUACAAACGUAUCGUAGAGUUAAAGCACUUCACAGAUUCUGUGAAAUUAUGAAGAAGAGUUAUCAUUGUCCGAGGCCUAAGACUAUUAUCGAUUAUGUUUUUCCCUUAGCUAAUCAAUUUUUAUGCAAUCAAAAGUAUUCUUCCAAAAAUAGUCUUGUUGAUGCCGCUGUAGAAGCUGUGAUCAUAAUGAGUCGUAUACUUCCGUGGCAACAAUAUGAGACAUUAUUAAAGCUUUAUUUAUCAAAGUUGCGUCAAUCGCUUGAAUUUCAAAAACAAAUGGUUCGUGUAGUUUCUGGUGUAUUAGACUCAUUUCAUUUUGAUUUGUCACGAGCAAGUGUACGACAAUCACAAAACACACAAAAAUCCACCUUACCACAAGUAAUUGAGAAAACUUCACAGCAAGUUGUUCAAGCUAAACAAACUAAAAAUACGUCCGACCUGAAUAAUGAAUCCAUGAUGGACAUAGAUGACGAAGUAGAUGAAAACGAGAAUGCUGAAAUUACAGAAACGCCAAAUGAAUCAAUUUUGGAAAGAGUUCAAGUGUUGUGUCCUUCUACAGCCAACAAAAUCACUAAAGAAAUCGCUAUAGGUUUGGUCCCCCAAUUGAAUAAGAACUUAGCAGAAUACUCUGAGUCAGACCGGAGACAUAAAAUGAAUAAAAAACAAGCAGAAUAUGACAAAGAAGAAAUGGAAAUGUUGAAAAUACCUGUUGCUCUUGCUGUAGUGAAAUUACUGCAAAAACUGCCCGCUCCAAUGCUGCAAGAUAACUUGCAGAGCAUUUUCAUGAAAUUAUGUACCUUCUUAAAAUCACGUUUAGAAAGUGUUCGACGGGUUACACGUGAAACAUUACAAAAUAUAAUGACAACGUUGGGUACAAGUUAUAUGAGUAUGUUGCUGAACGAAAUGACAGCUUUGUUGACCAAAGGCUUCCAAGUACACGUCCUUAUUUAUACAAUACAUGCAAUUUUGGUAUCAUUAAGCCAUUGCUUUGAGAAAGGUCAUAUGGAUAGCUGCUUGCCAUAUCUUAUAGAGGUUGUCAAAGUAGACUUAUUUGGUGUCAGUUCUGAUGAAAAAGAAGUUACUAAAAUUGCAGGGAAAACUGUCGAAGCACGUGGCAACAAAAGCUACAAUACUUUGCAUAUUGCUGCAGAGUUUAUAACUGAAAAAAGUUUAUUGAAUUUGGUCGUACCUUUCAAAGAUAUACUGUUUUCAACGCUAUCAUUUAAAAAUAUACGAAAAUGUAAUGAAAGUUUGCAGCACAUUGUAACGGGUUUGAUUGAUAACAAAUUUGUUAAUAAUGAAUCAUUGUUAGAACUGGCUUACGGUAUCGUAUCGCAAAGUAUUCCAGCACUGAAUGCUGAACCAAAACAAGAAGUUAAAAAAAAGGAACUGAAACGACCCGAUUCAUUUAUCAUUCCUCAAGAGCCUAAACGUACAUCUGUGCCUUUUGAUGUAAAAAUGUGUGCUCAAACUAAUGCUCACGUUGUUGUACAAUUUGGGUUAAGUUUAUUUCAAUUUAUGUUGAAGCGCGAAAUGUUGAAAAGUGCUGCAUUUUCUCCAUUUGUUGAUCCCUUUGUUCCAUUAGUGAUGAAUUCAAUGAUAUCUGAACACGUUAAGCUCACUACUUUAGCAUUACAAUGUAUGAAUUGGCUUUUAAAGCGAAACCUACCUUCCAUUAAAGAAAACAUUGAUGUAAUCUCAGACAGAUUAUUUGAUAUUGUUCACAAAUAUGCGACUGGGCAAAACUGUGGUGGAGACAAUUCUGAACUUGUUAUGGCAGCAUUCAAAACUCUGUCAACUUAUAUACGUGAAGUAAAACAUCACAAACUUAGCAAUGAUCGUCUACGUACUUCAGUUUUAUAUGCAGAACAAGAAUUAUCUUGUAUUGAAAACGGGGGCAACACGGUAACAACAACAUUCACGCUUAUCAAAGCAAUACUCAGUCGACAGUAUAACUGUCCUGAACUUAAAGAGUUAAUGGACCAUGUAGCCAAAGCGAGUAUAACGUGUGAACGUGAUGCUGUACGCACUCAAGCACGACAAACGUUUUACACAUACUUAAUGGAUUACCCUAUAAAAAAGGCUCUGAAUGGCCAUAUCCAGUUUUAUUUGUCACAGCUCGAGUACGAAUUACAAAAUGGAAGGGAAUCUGCUCUUGAAAUGAUUACCCUAUUGAUAAAAACCCUGCCAGCAGAUGAAUUGAGCAAACAAAGUUCAGCAAUAUUUGUAUCCUUGAGUGCUCAAAUGAUCAAUGAUAGCGUAGCAACAUGUCGAAAAAGUGCAGCAGAUGCUAUAGCAAUUUUAUUAGGUAGACUCCCGAAAGCCAUCACUUCUACUUUGUACGAAAUUGCUUUGACUUGGUUACAAGAAACAAGAAUCAUUCAUAGACAGUUAGGAGCCCAAUUAAUAAGCGUAUUCGUAAGUGUUGAGGGAGAAGAAUUCAAGCAACGUCUUAAAACGACUUUACCACUUCUCUGUGCACAUCUAAAACGUAGCACUUCUAUAGAUGGCCCUGGACGAUUUGUAAAAAUUCACACGCCUGAAACUAAUGACCAAAAUUUAGAUCAUUUAAUUUUUCAAUGUCUUACCACUUGUGUUAAUAUUGUUAAAACGUGUUCUAAUAUUUUCGUUAAAUCGUCCUAUUAUGAGAUUAUAAAAAAUAUCGCGAUAUCCUGUCAAGAAUUGUUACGAGACGAUCAUGAAUGGGUUCGACUUGGAGCACUUCAAUUUUUAAAACAGUAUUUAUCUUCAAUUGACCCUUUAAAGGUGGCUUUGCAAGUGUCACAGAAAGUAAAUAAAGAAGAACAACGUUACUUAUACUAUAAUACCAGACAAAAUGUUAAGAUGUUGUGCUUGGAUUUAGUAGAUCAAAUUAUUCCUGGUCAUGAACUACUCGGAGAAAUUUUAAAUGAAACAAAAGAGAGUAUUUUAUAUUUAAUGGAUAUUUUGAAAACCAUCAGAUCCAAGAAGUCACAAAAUGAAAAAAGUGAACUAUCAAUUGGAUGGCUGUUAAAACACUUAAACAAACUUGUUUAUAUCGAGGUGUCUAAAUAUCCACAAAACUAUACUGUUCGGAAAACCGUAUUUGAGUUAUAUGGUGCUUUAGCGGCUCGACUAGAACGUGUGAAGCUCGUCCCAGUCUUAAAAAUUAUUUUGAAACCAUUGAUCCGAGAAUUAUCUACAUUGGAUGACGCCGGACUUGAAAUAAGACGGGUAGCCAAAGGAGCUGCAAGCAAUAUAAAAAAGAAAUGUGGUCCUGACACAUACAAUGAAAAUUGUUCUAUUGUCCAGCGAGUUCUAAAUGCAAAGAGAGCUUUGCGAAAGAAAGCAUCUUUGUUACAAGUUAUGACUGAUCCUGAAUUAGCCGCAAAAAGGAAAAUAGCCAAGCAAGCAAAGAAGAAAGUUAGCAAAAAACGUAAGAUAGAAAAGGCUAAACAGAAAAAUAUUAAAACAAGAAUUAAAAAAGACUUGGACUUGGAAGAUUGUUAAGUUGUAUUUGACUGUUUCUUGUAAGCUAUGUGAUUUAAUUAAAUUUUUAAUAGACUAAUCAGUGACCGUUUUGUAAAUUGUUCAUUUGUAAUUGAAAAAAUAAAAUAAAAUGUAUGUUUAA
This is a messenger RNA of Adelges cooleyi (spruce gall adelgid), 8371 nucleotides long. RefSeq names its product small subunit processome component 20 homolog. Lineage: Eukaryota; Metazoa; Arthropoda; Insecta; Hemiptera; Adelgidae. The record is from RefSeq and is a predicted model, not a curated record. The coding region runs from base 196 to 8250 and encodes 2684 amino acids. Gene Ontology annotation, cellular component: nucleolus; 90S preribosome; small-subunit processome. The transcript is spliced from 31 exons.